This is a messenger RNA of Papilio polytes (common Mormon), 613 nucleotides long. RefSeq lists its product as uncharacterized. The record is from RefSeq and is a predicted model, not a curated record. The transcript is spliced from 5 exons. Bases 254 to 613 code for a protein of 119 amino acids. NCBI's taxonomy places the organism in Eukaryota, Metazoa, Arthropoda, Insecta, Lepidoptera, Papilionidae.
CCCCUCUCCCGCCUCCCCCCACGGCACAAACGGGCAAAGCGCCGCGCGCACUUCAGUCGCCCGCCGGCCGCCGAAACGGCAACAAGGUCUUAACAAUCCUGUAACAGUUCAUCCCGAUCAUCCGCCCCAGACGUUGUGCAGUGACCGAGUUGGAACGAACGCUGUGAUUCUGUUUUCAGUGUUGAAACGUGCGUUUCGUUUGUGAACGGUGAACGUAUUUGUGUUGGUGCAUUAUGAAGUUGUACAUUACGUUAUGAAUGGUCUAGAACGUUGCUUCUUCGAUCAACGUGAGUCGCAACACAAUGGAGAUGGCUGCGGUUAUAGCUAUAUAAGCCUGGGCCGACUGCAGCCUUACGGCUCGGGCAGCGGCUCCAGUAGCGGCAGCGGGCGGCGCCGAGGCCGCGCGCGCGGCUUGCCUCCCUCGCCCCCCUCGCCCGCCGCGCCCGCCACGCCUACCUCGGCCUCAGACAACGCCUCUGACGCUACGCUCACUGACUCAGAACUGCCUCUCGCCAGGGAUUCCACUCUGCUUGUACAUAACGGCAUGCUGAGAUCUACAUUCGACCGGCCGGAUCACGAACGUGAGUACAUUACAAAUGAAAAACUACCUUAA